Eruca vesicaria subsp. sativa (arugula) is the source of this 1675-nucleotide messenger RNA. The record is from the annotation of a GenBank genome assembly. NCBI's taxonomy places the organism in Eukaryota, Viridiplantae, Streptophyta, Magnoliopsida, Brassicales, Brassicaceae.
GAGGUGAGAGGGCUAUUCACAGCCAUUCAAUCCCUUAAGAAAACCAUUUGCAGAGAAACUCUUGUGGGUUAUUCUUCUUCUUCUUCUCCUCUCCAUGGCUUCGAGAAUUGCAGAUUCUCUCUUCGCCUUCACGGGCCCACAACAAUGUCUUCCUAGGGUUCCUCAAGUUGCUCAUUCUCGUCUUUCUCCAGGUGUGUAUGCUGUGAGACCUAUUGAUCUUCUGUUAAAGGGAAAGACACAUAGAAGGAGAACGUUCUUGGUUCCUGGGAAGAAAAGGGUUGGAUGUAUAAAAGCGGUGGCUGUUCCAGCAGCACCUCCUUCAGCUGACAGUGCAGAAGAGAGGGAACAGUUAGCAGAAAGCUAUGGGUUCAAACAAAUUGGACAAGAUCUUCCUGAUAAUGUCACUUUAAAAGAUAUCAUGGAUACUCUUCCCAAAGAGGUGUUUGAGAUUGAUGAUGUGAAAGCUUGGAAGUCUGUGUUGGUAUCUGUGACUUCCUACGCGUUGGGGCUCUUCAUGAUUGCCAAAGCUCCUUGGUAUCUGCUUCCCUUGGCUUGGGCAUGGACAGGAACUGCUGUUACAGGGUUCUUUGUGAUAGGACAUGAUUGUGCUCAUAAAUCAUUUUCAAAGAACAAAUUGGUUGAAGACAUUGUGGGUACUCUAGCCUUCCUACCUCUCGUAUACCCCUAUGAGCCAUGGAGGUUUAAACAUGACCGUCAUCACGCCAAAACCAACAUGUUAGUUCAUGACACAGCUUGGCAACCAGUUCCACCAGAGGAGUUUGAUUCAUCACCCAUUCUGCGAAAAGCGAUCAUUCUUGGAUAUGGUCCAAUCAGGCCUUGGUUGUCUAUAGCUCACUGGGUGAACUGGCACUUCAACUUGAGAAAGUUCAGACCAAGCGAAGUGAAUAGGGUGAAGAUAAGUUUGGCUUGUGUUUUCGCCUUUAUGGCCGUUGGGUGGCCACUGAUCAUAUACAAAGUUGGCAUAUUGGGAUGGGUGAAGUUCUGGUUGAUGCCAUGGUUGGGCUAUCACUUUUGGAUGAGCACGUUCACGAUGGUUCAUCAUACAGCUCCACACAUUCCUUUCAAGCCUGCUGAUGAGUGGAAUGCAGCUCAGGCCCAGCUCAAUGGAACCGUUCAUUGUGAUUAUCCUAGUUGGAUUGAGAUUCUUUGCCAUGAUAUCAAUGUACACAUCCCACAUCACAUUAGCCCAAGGAUACCGAGCUACAAUCUCCGUGCGGCUCAUGAGUCUAUACAAGAGAACUGGGGAAAGUAUACAAACUUGGCUACAUGGAACUGGCGCUUGAUGAAGACAAUAAUGACUGUGUGCCAUGUCUAUGACAAAGAGGAGAACUACGUUCCUUUUGACAGAUUAGCCCCAGAGGAGUCGCAGCCAAUAACAUUCCUCAAGAAAGCAAUGCCUGACUACGCAGCUUGAUUGCCUCUGUAUUGGUAUUUUAAAAAAUCUCAAUAUCUUUUUUUUUGCACUCGCCAAUGUUAUAUGUAACGUUGCACCAACGCUUUAUACUGUAUCUUGUUCCGAAACUUAUCAGCAGAGAGUAAACUGGAGGGUCUAAUUGCAAGUCCUUGAUCAGUGUCUUAGCUAGAAGAAGUCAGAUUAAAGAGUCUAAACAGACAAAAACAUCAUUGUCAUACCACCAUGAAAGCUAUCUUUGCU